Molecule: messenger RNA, 1134 nt
Organism: Trichoderma harzianum CBS 226.95
Lineage: Eukaryota; Fungi; Ascomycota; Sordariomycetes; Hypocreales; Hypocreaceae
Exons: 1
Biological process (GO): protein phosphorylation
Molecular function (GO): ATP binding; protein serine/threonine kinase activity
Source: RefSeq, a predicted model, not a curated record
UUGCUGCUCUAUGCCAUUGUAGAGUAUGGCAAAUUUUCCGCACGUUCAUUAUCAGCUUCAGAAACUAUUGAGAAUCUACGGUGGGAAAACUUAGGAUCUUACAGCGUGAAAUUUAAUGUCUUUCGCGCUGCAGAGUUGGUCUUGAGGUUCUACCUGUGCUAUCCUGGCCAUGGCCAAGGAAGUAGCGAUUUCUUUCUUGGAAAGGCUAGAAUUGAGCCAGCGCUUGAAGAGAAAAAGUAUACCAAGUGGCUACAAGUGGAAGAGGGCGCUGGAGAAAUCUGUGUUGAGAUUGAAUACACCAAAACCGCGACGCCGGGGAUACAAGCGGUCGGUGGCCGCCAAGGUCCAAGUCUUAGGGGCAGAUGUAGCCCGAACCCCUGUUACCAUUUCCAAGUCGAAAAGCAAGAUACAAAUUUGCUUUACGCCAGCAAGAAACUUGUAAAUGUCGACGCAAGCCAUGUAUUCUUGUCUCAGGCGGACAAGCCAUUCAUCGCACCGCUCGAUUUCGUUGCUACGAUUCCCGAGGGGCUACAGUUAUAUGCACCACUUAUCCAUGGAGGGCCACUGUUUUAUCACCUUCAGAAACCACGGCGUUUUGAUGUUGAUCGAUGUCGGUUCUAUGCCGCCGAGAUCCUUUGCGCAUUCGAAAGCUUGCUGCAGUCCAACCCUUCAUAUUGCGGACCCAAAACAGAGAAUAUCCUACUAGACUCCAUAGGACAUAUUGUUCUUUGCGACUUUAGUCUCUAUCAUCUAGAUAUGGAACAACCUGCCCACAGCACCGUGGAAUAUCCUGCCCCUGAGCAGCUUUUACAUGGAAACUCCAGUGUUAAAACAUAUAUACGCUGGUGGUGGACCUUGGGAAUAUUUCUUUACGAAAUGUUAACUGGAAUACCACCUUUUUUCGCCGAAAGCAUCGAAAAGAUACAUGAAAGGAUUACGUCUAGUGAGCACAUCGUGUAUCCAAAUUCUCUUCCAUCAUCUGCAAAAGACAUCCUAGCCGGACUUCUCGAGCGCAAUCCUGAACAGCGACUAGGUGCAAAACGAGGAGCAAGCGAGAUCAAACAACACCCAUUUUUCGACUGCAUUGACUGGAACAAGCUGACGCGACGUGAAUAUCAUCCCGACUUCAAGCCU